UUGCCUCCGCGCCAGAGCUUUUUGACAAAUAAGGACCGCCCGCAUGAAUGGUUUCGGCUCUCUGCAGGUCCUCACUCCGCUCCCCCCAUCUUUUCCUCCCAGUACUGACAAAACUCACUUUUUUAAACCAAGCGGACCCGCCAACAAAUGGGAGCCUCAAGUUCAGCCAUCCAACCAAAACCUGGCCCGGACCAAGUCAUCAGCAAAUACUUCUCCGCGUUACCUCCUCCCCUCUCUAUCCCAACCACAUGAUAGCAUGCUGAAGAGUAGCUGCCAUGGUUACCAAGUAAACAGCUUCUUGUUUGAGCUGUUGAGUGAAGCAGGAACUGUUAUGAGAGUUUUUCUUUCUAGGCUUGGGUUUUGAAUCAGCAUCCUAGGAACACUGAGCUGGCAUCAUUUCUCAGAGAUCCCAGACCUAUCCUGUUCUUUAGUGACAACGACUAUUGCUUGUUGAUUCUAUUGCUUCAUAGGAUCAGAAGCGUAGUAGUCUGCCUGCUGUCUGCUACUUGGAAGACACUCUAUAGGAUCUGCAGUGAGUUCUGCCAUGACCACCAAUAUCCUACCCAGCACCGUCCAGGGUGGCAAGAGCAGGAAACACAACAUUAUCAUCAAUAUGGGUGCAAAAGACAAAGAAGUGACAAAGAAGGCAACAUCAUCAUCAUCUUCGAUUAGGCGAAUGAGUUACACCAGCACUAUGCAAGCUAGCAAAGUGGGAACGGUGCCUCGAAGGAGCAUUCUGACUUCAGAUGGGAAGAAUGUGGACAAGGCAUCAUUUGCAAGCAGCAAACAUUUUGUCCAGGUUUUAGAUGAGCAAGGAAAAGAUGUGACACCUCGUCCCCUUUACUGCCCAGAAGCAGGUUCUGUCUCACAAAGACAAAGCAAAAUCUUAUCAGCGCAUGAUUUUGUUGGGGUGACUCAAACAGACUUCUUAUCUUCCUUCUCUGUACAUCAACCAUCUGGAACUAGUAUUAGCUUAGCAGGACCAUUCUCCAGGACUUAUGGUAGUAUCAGUUUUACUAAGUCAACCACUUCUACAGAAUCAUUGGCAGAAGAAAUAGUAGAACCUGGAUCUAGACGAGAAACAAUUAGUAGUUUAUUAGAUGUUCAAGUCAGGCGAGAGGAAAUGCAGGAACCAGUGGCAAAAGAAGAACUGGAAAAGGUUGUUGAUAUUUAUCUCACAGAGACGGAAACCAUUUGGAUAUUUGACAUGCCAACUAUCAUGGUAUCUUCAGAAGCUGAAGAAGCUGACAAAGCAAGGAAACGGAAUGUAGCUUAUGGGGAACUGUGUAAAAACAGAGUUGGCAAUGACCGCUAUGUUGACAGAAUGAUGCAAACACUGAAUGGAGCACCGAAGACUAAAGAGGUGCAGUGUGACAAAAUUAGCACGGCUGACAAAGAGAUAAUGGCUACCAACUGGGAUUUAUAUGACUCCUUUAAUGCUUUGGAGGUAGCAGUUGCAGAAAAAACUAGCAUACCUGUGACUAGCAGUAAAUCAGCUAUAAAAGAACAUGAUAAAACCACGUCCUCAUCUUGCAAUGACAAAGCCAGCCUCACAUCGAGCUCUAUCAUGGAUCUUGAAAGUGUAAUUCUCUCCCGGAUACAUGAAGAGGAAGAGGACCGCUCAGAAGCUAUAUUGAAAUCUGAAAAAUUUUAUCAAGAUUUAUUUUAUAUGGAGAGAGUUCUAAUGGAGAACAUCUUUCAGCCUAAGCUUGCAGCUUAUCGGCAGCUUCCUGUCUUCAUAGAGCCAGUUGUCAAAUCUGUAUCUGCUAUACUUGGCUCUGAUGAUGAAUCAGACAAGGAAGAAAUGGUGGAAGAGAAGGAACCCUCAGUUUCUUCCUCACUGUUCCUAGAACUAGGUGAAGCAGCAAAGGAGAUCCCACCUCCUUUUCUAGAGCCCUUGUGGCCUUAUGGAUGUUAUCUGACUAAAAACAAUGAUGUCACCUGUAUGGCUUGGAACAAACUGAAUCCUGACCUUUUGGCAGUUGGUUAUGGGACAUUCCGUUUUAAAGAGCAGAAGAUAGGCUUGGCUUGUUGCUGGUCCCUGAAGAAUCCAACGUGGCCAGAGCGCAUCUUUAAGUGCAGUUAUGGGGUAACUGCCUUGGAUUUUUCUGUCGCUAAUCCAAACCUCCUAGCAGUUGGGAUGUUCAAUGGGACAAUUGCAAUCUACAAUAUUCAGGGCCAUCUUUCUACUUCAGUUUUAGAUACCAGUGAAUCUUUUGACAAACACUUAGGCCCUGUGUGGCAGCUGAAGUGGGUGGAACAGGAUAGGGGUACUACAGGAGAAGACAAAGGAGAGAUAUUAGUGUCCAUAUCAGCAGAUGGCAGAGUCACUAAAUGGUUUAUUCGAAAAGGUCUAGGUUCCACAGACCUAAUGAAACUAAAGCGAACAGCAAGUGAAAAGAAAAAAGCAGGAGCAGAAAAGAAAAGUGAAGCAUUGAUAUCUCGGCAAGCUCCUGGAUUGUGCUUUGACUUCCAUCCAACAGACACCAAUAUAUAUCUUGCUGGAACUGAAGAAGGCUAUAUUCACAAAUGUUCUUGCUCUUACAAUGAGCAGUACCUGGAGACUUAUAGAGGCCACAAAGGUCCAGUGUACAAGAUAGCUUGGAAUCCAUUCAGAACCGAAGUUUUUCUAAGUUGCUCUGCUGACUGGAGUAUUAUGUUGUGGCGCCAAGAUUCCACUCGCCCCAUUUUAACUUUCAGUUCCACAGCAAAUGUUAUUUAUGACAUCAUGUGGUCUCCCAAUUCGGCAUUUGUGUUUGCAGCAGUGAAUGAAAUUAGAGUAGAAAUCUGGGAUCUUAGCGUCAGCUCACUGGAUCCCCUGAUUGUGAAUCCUGCCAUUGGACAUUUAAAAUUCACCUCUGUACUUUUUUCUAAGAAUGUAGACUGUGUUCUGAUUGGGGACAAUGAUGGAUUAGUCACUGUAUAUGCGCUAAGAAAUAUGAUCACCUCAGACAGCAAGAAGAUGGAUACUUUGCCCGAUAUCAUUGGCUCAAUACUGGUCACUCAGUAAUUUUCAUUUAUGUUAAUACUCAAUUAAACAAAGGAAUUUAUACUUAAUAGCCAACAUUUACUUACAAUCCGCUGAAAUAUGUAAUAAUUGUAUAAUUAAAUGUUUAU
Sphaerodactylus townsendi is the source of this 3117-nucleotide messenger RNA. RefSeq names its product dynein axonemal intermediate chain 4 (gene DNAI4). Gene Ontology annotation, biological process: cilium movement. The transcript is spliced from 18 exons. Gene Ontology annotation, cellular component: axonemal dynein complex. Lineage: Eukaryota; Metazoa; Chordata; Lepidosauria; Squamata; Sphaerodactylidae. Bases 545 to 3010 code for a protein of 821 amino acids. The record is from RefSeq and is a predicted model, not a curated record. Gene Ontology annotation, molecular function: dynein heavy chain binding; dynein light chain binding.